AUACUGUAAAAUCUGAGAGCACAACAGCUUAACUGCAACCAACAGCACCAACAAACAAACAACCCACUGGGAAACUCUGUUCUCUAAUCGCUGACUUGAUUCACACCUCGAUCUUCUCAAUCUCCGAUCAGAUCGCCGGCGAGGCCAAUGGAUUGGCCACGCAGCUUCGCCGCCACUCUCGCCGUCCUCAUCUCCGUCGCGAUCUUCCCGCCGCCUGAUCUCGCUCUCUCCACCACCAAAUUCAUCCUCCGCAACAACACCACCAAUCGGCACACUAUGUUUAUUCCUCUCUCUCUAUCUCCCCCCAACUCUUCUCUCUCCUCCUCCGCAUCCACCGCCGUCAAGUCACGCCGGCAUCUCCAGAAAUCGGAGUCUCCGCACCCGAAUGCUCGAAUGCCUCUCCACGACGAUCUCCUCCGCAACGGGUAUUACACUACUCGGCUUUUGAUUGGGAGUCCGCCGCAGAAAUUCGCGCUUAUAGUCGAUACUGGUAGUACGGUUACUUAUGUGCCUUGCUCUACUUGUGAACAGUGUGGCAAACAUCAGGAUCCAACAUUCCAACCAGACUUGUCAAGUACCUACAAACCUGUAAAAUGUAAUAUUGACUGUCAGUGUGAUACUGACAAAGGGCAGUGUAUAUACGAGAGACAAUAUGCUGAAAUGAGUUCUAGCAGUGGAGUCCUUGGCAAUGAUGUCAUAUCUUUUGGUGAUCAAAGUGAGCUUAAACCACAACGUGCAAACUUUGGUUGUGAAAAUCUGGAAACUGGUGACCUGUAUAGUCAACAUGCUGAUGGCAUAAUGGGUCUAGGCCGUGGAGAUCUUAGUAUAGUUGAUCAGCUUGUUGAUAAAGGUGUAAUAAGUGAUUCAUUUUCCUUAUGUUAUGGUGGUAUGGAUGUUGGUGGUGGUGCAAUGGUUCUUGGUGGAAUUUCAUCUCCUGCUGAUAUGGUCUUUACACAUUCAAACCCUGUUCGAAGUCCAUAUUACAAUAUUGAGCUGAGGGAGUUGCACGUUGCUGGGAAGCGUCUAUCUUUGAGUCCUGCUGUUUUUGAUGGUAAACAUGGAUCUGUCUUGGAUAGCGGGACUACGUAUGCUUACCUUCCAGAAGCAGCUUUUUUGGCAUUUAAGGAAGCUAUUGUAAAUGAGCUUCAUUCCUUGAAGCAGAUUCGUGGUCCUGAUCCAAACUAUAAUGACAUUUGCUUCUCUGGUGCUGGAAGUGAUGUUGCAGAACUCUCUAAAGCUUUUCCAACUGUAGAUAUGGUGUUUGAAAAUAAACAGAAGUUUAGGCUUGCUCCUGAAAACUAUUUGUUUCGGCAUUCCAAGGUACGUGGUGCAUAUUGCCUGGGGGUAUUUCAAAAUGGAAAGGAUCCAACGACUCUCUUGGGAGGAAUUGUUGUGCGCAAUACUUUUGUAACUUAUGAUCGCGAGCAUGAGAAGAUCGGCUUCUGGAAAACCAAUUGUUCUGAAUUAUGGGAAAGACUUAAUGUUACUGGUGCUCCUCCACCAGAACCUUCAGCUGGUAAAAGACCAAAUUCUACUACAAUAGUGCCACCUGCAAUGGCUCCUACUGUACCUCCACAUGACGUUUUUCCAGGAGAACAAAAAGUUGGUCGGAUAACAUUUUAUAUGUCACUGAAUGUUACAUAUUUAAAUCUCAAGCCUCACAUCAAAGAGCUUACUGAUAUCAUGAAUAAGGAGUUGGAUUCAAAUGUUUCACAGGUGCAAGUAAUUAGUUUCGUAUCUGAAGGAAAUAAUUCCCUUAUAAGAUGGGCCAUUUUCCCUGCCAGAUCUGCUAGCUACUUCUCUAAUGCAACUGCUAUGGUCAUAAUAUCUAAGUUAUCUGAGCAUCGUUUAAAUCUUCCUCAAAACUUUGGAAGUUAUCGAUUUUCCAGAUGGAGUACUGACCCCCCUACAAAAUGGAUGUGGUUGCAGCAACAUAACAUUGCAGUGGUUGUAGCUAUUAUAGUCACCUUAGCUCUUUCUUUAGUAGCUUUUGCAACAUGGUUUAUCUGGCGGCGUAGGCUACAAACAGCGAAUGUGUACAAGCCUGUUGGUGCUUCUGUGCCAGAACAAGAGCUUCAGCCGUUGUAAACUAUGAACUUGUAUGAGGCCAAAAGAUACAUGGGAAAAGCAUUGACUACUGACCUGACGACCAAGUGCAACAAAUACUGAGUUGCACAAAAAGAUCAUACAAUGGAACUACGGAGGCUGGAUUUAUUAUUCAAAUAUUUGGUUGAAUUUGAAUAUAAUUGUAAUUUGUAAAGGAACGUCUCAACUCUCACAUCACAUAGAUGAAUUUUGUAAGAUACUAGUAAUGAAAUUAAAAAGACUGACCAACGCGGCCAGACAUUUUUUACA
This is a messenger RNA of Daucus carota subsp. sativus, 2355 nucleotides long. RefSeq names its product aspartic proteinase 36. Bases 148 to 2088 code for a protein of 646 amino acids. Gene Ontology annotation, biological process: proteolysis. Lineage: Eukaryota; Viridiplantae; Streptophyta; Magnoliopsida; Apiales; Apiaceae. Gene Ontology annotation, molecular function: aspartic-type endopeptidase activity. The record is from RefSeq and is a predicted model, not a curated record. The transcript has 12 exons.